AUGCCUGUUGUUCCCAUCCUCCCUUACCGGAGCCGCUUUGAACUGAUGGACCGUCUGUACUCUGCCGACGAUCUGUACACGGUUCGGCACAGAGAAGACGAACCCCUACGGGAAUACGUUGUGCGCUUCAGUCAUGAAUACUCGAGGUGUCCGAAAACGGAUGAUAAGAAAGCCUACGACGCCUUCAAGAGUGGCCUUCGGUCCUUUCACUUUCGGUAUCUCGUGCACAGUAGCAACUCGUCCACGCCAAGGCUGAAUAUUUCAACUCUAAACCCAGGCCUUCGGCUCGGUAGGAGGAAUCAGCACCAAAGAGCUAUCCUGGGAGGACUAACGACUUUUGGGCAAGUCACAAGCGAAAUGAUGACCGUGAUAAUCGGCAAGGAAGCUCAAAGAAGGGGUGUGGGAAAUACGGUCGCAACGACCACCGAGCGCCACUAUCGAAUCACGAUCGUGCUCAGGAAGUCUUCACUCUGUUGA
Messenger RNA from Prunus armeniaca (apricot), 477 nucleotides. NCBI's taxonomy places the organism in Eukaryota, Viridiplantae, Streptophyta, Magnoliopsida, Rosales, Rosaceae. The record is from the annotation of a GenBank genome assembly.